UCAGGGGAAGGCCAAGGAGGCGGAGGGGACCGAUGUUUCCAUGAUGGAGGGAAAGGCGGAGUCAGAAACAGGGGAGAUAGAAGGGCAGCAAAAACUGACAGUURGGGAUAAAAGGAAACACUCCGAAGGACAAGCGGACAGGGAAGAACUGGAAGAUGACCAAGAGCCAGACAGAGAAGAGGGAUACCCUUGGGCCGGACAGCAGGAGAAAGAACUGAGGGAAUACAUCCAAAUUUUUGAAAGGGAAAGAUAUGAGAAUUACGAAUUGCAGUUAAUUCUGCAAAGGGAAGAGCAGAAAAACAAGCUCAAGACAGAAGCAGCUAACCCUUCCAGACACAUUCCGUGGACAGAGAACCCUUUUGCUCCUUUGGAAAAGGAGGAGGAGUUGGCAACACUAUUUGCAGAGAAAUACUGCGCCUCUAAAGAAGACCAGGAAAUGAAGGAAAGUGAGAGAGACGAAGAGGGCGAGGGAAAGAACAGACAUCACAAGGUCAAGAAGCUGCAGAAAUAUAAACCAACUCCAACCCUCGAAGAACAGGGAAAGAAGAAAGAACAAGAAGGAACGGACAAAGCAAUGCCAACAGUCACCCAACUGGGUAUCCAGUUGCAGGCACUGGAGGCUCAGAACGCACGGCUAAUAGACCUGAACAGGGAAGUUUCCCUACACACAGUGACAGUCCAGGAUCUGCGGAACAGAGACCAAGAUGCGCUCUGGGAAAGAGCCAGAAAGGAAGCAAACACCCUUUUGCAGUCCCGCGCAGUAAUUCCCAUCCAAAGAGAUGCACUUGCCAAUCAGUGGAAUGUAGCAGUCUGCGAAGAACUGUCAUUUCUUAGAUGGCAAUUGGGACAGAAAAAAGAGGAUCUGCUGCAGAAGAUUUGCAAGGGGGGGAAACCGGAAUUCAUAGGGCUUGCAGGGGAGCUGCAAAAGAGAGAAGAGGCAGAUCCAAAGGAUGUUUCAGAGGAAGGGGAGGAGAAAGAGCAGGCACAUUUUGACGCACGACCGCUGCUGGUCUGUCUCGUCCACAAAGCCGAGCUGCAGGAGGGACUAAGAUGGAGGCCUUGGUGGUGGGUGGUGGAGUUGCCCGUCACGGCACUAGGGAGUGACACUCUGAUGACCCAGAAUGCGGUAGCCUUGGCUACGCUGUUGGAGUCGGAAGCGCUGACACAGGAUGCUGCAGAGCUCCCAGCACUGCUGUCCCCUUUUGAGGAGGAUUUGGAAAUCAGUAAGGAACACCUGCUGAUCCACACAGACAGAAUAGGCAAUGGUGUAGUGGUGCGACCUGAUGGUGCGAUCAACCUUGUCAUGAACGGGUUCGUCCAGAUUUCGUCAUCUCUCUAUUUGAAGGGUGUGGCACGGAGCGGGAUGUCUUUUGCGCAGAGGCGACGACGAUCCUCAUCAUUUGAUGGCGCUCCUGUCCGGCCAAGUGUCCUUGUGAUGGGAAGGGAGAGCCCUUUUUUACAGCAGGCCAUGUGGGGAAGGAGGGGAUCCACAACCCCAAGAGGUCUCAGUCAGUCCCAACAUCCUGGCCAAACCCAACCAACUUCACCAGUGAGUCUCUCUUUGCGUGUCCGUACUGAGCAACCCCGACAACAGUCGCCACGUUCACCCUCGAGCACCUUAUCUCAAAAUCUCCCCUUGACCAGUCCACAGAACACAGGAAGGUCCUCAUCAACACCAGUGAACUCCCAGCCAAAUGUCUCCACACCUCUGCCAGCAGCAAAUGCUCCCACCGUGUCGAGCACUAAUCUGGGCCCUACUGUGGUUACAAGUGCAGCUGUGCAAUCCGCCGACAAUCCUUUUGGGCCAUUGGUGGCACAGCUGGGUCUGUCAGCCUCAUCAAUGCCAGUGGUAAAGAGAAGCAGAGAGCAGAGCCCACCCAAGGAGGCUCCUCCCCUCAAAUCUGUGAGUGGACCUUUGAGUCCUAGCGGGGCCAGCAUGUUUCAGUGGAAGAGGGCCUAUCCAGGUUCUGCCACAGAGAGAGGAGGCCCUAAACAAGCUCACAUGGUAGCAUCCAAAAAGCUUCAAGCUGGAAGACCAAGUAUUCUUGGUGCUGACCACCUACUCAACUUUGGAGGGUUCGUAAACAUGGGACCAGUCCCGAGGUUGUUCCUCGUUUACGAGGGAGGCUAUGGGGUGGAGAUUCUCGAUGAGACCGAGGACACGGAAAUGCAAACCUUGGCAGGCUAUGAUCAGCCCUUGGUCAACAAUGGCCAUAACGAUACGGCACAGCAGGCUGACAACCCCCAAGAGACCAACAUGCAGAUCUGCACAGCCACAGCCACGGAGGCGGGCUAUCCACAACAAAUGGGCUGCAACAUUACAAUGUCCCCUGAGAUAUCCGAAAUGCUUCACAGCCACAACUUGCGUGCGAUGCAGAUCGACCCGCAGGCGGACCAUCCACUAAUCGGUGGGUCCCAAAUAGCUGCAGGAUACAACGGCUAUCUCUUCUCGCUUCCCUCCCAAAAACAGCCAGUGAAGGAGGUGGCAGAAGCAGCACCCCCCCCCAUCGGACAGGAAGUUGUUAUGGAAAAAGCGGAGGAACGGGGCAGGGAUGACAGCCAGGGGGAGGGCAGGGAGAAACACAACAGACCACUACAGACCCGUCGCCUCUCAAGACACAGACUGGUAAGAGCAAGACUGAAAGUAAUCACUGAUGCUGUUCUCAUGGGAUUACUAAAAACUGCAGGACAGAGCAACCAGACACAAAUCCCGCCCCUGCAUUGGGAAAACAUAAGGAGAGCCUUCAUGAGCACGGCCUCGGUCACUCGACUUUUAGAUGCCACAACAGACCUGACAGCCAUCGACUGGAAAGCGGUGGCGGCCCUCAUCAUGCGGGCGGUGAGCGAUCUUUUACAAAAAAUACAACGGACCUCCCGACAGGAGCCCCCACAGUCGAGUGAAGGAUCCAUUGUCACGGCAGAUCACCAUUGCAAAGAGACAGGCACACUUUCCACCGACGGCAUCACCUGGCCGGAGAUCAUCAUUCAGGAGCUGGAAGAUGUGAUGGGAGACACGAACCUCAGCCAAGCGCUGAUGCCUGCUGGGGCAGAGGAGCUGGUACCGCCACAUUUGCUGCUCCCUUUACUCCACCUGCAGCCUCUGCAGGAUGGCGAAGGCCAGGACAAAAGCGCACUAGGGGAUCGUAUCCCACUCCGUCUCAUACCCACAGCUGUAGCAGCAUCAGAAUCUGCUGAACCUGACUCAGACUCUGACUCUGGCACAGAGGCAGGAUCAGAAUCGGAAGUCCCCAAGCCGGCGAGCAGACUCCUCAAGGCUACGCAGGACACCCCACCAGGUUUGAGACUGCAGGGCUGGAGGGGCACCACGACACAGACGGGUAGGGAGAGGGAUAGGGGGGAUACGAGGUUCGGGGAGACGGGUAGGGAGAGGGAUAGGGGGGAUACGAGGUUCGGGGAGACGGGUAGGGAGAGGGAUAGGGCCAAUACGAGGUUCGGGGAGAUAGGGGGAAGAGGGACAGAUGGGAGAGGGGAGGCGCGGAGUGGGGGGAAGGAGGUCCAUGGAGGGAGGGAUGGAGACUGGCAGGGAGUCGAGAAAGAUGGGGGGGACGAGCAGAAGAGGGUCGGGAUGGGGACUGGCGGGUACGAGGUUCAGGGAGGUUUGGGAGGAGGUUCGGGGAGGGAGGGGGAAGAUGUACAGUGAGGUCGGCGAGAUGGAGGACGAGGAGGAGGGGSACGAGGAGGAGGAGGAAAAGGAGACGAUGGAGGAAGAGGAGGACGACGAGGAGUAGACGACGGAGGUGGAGUCGGAGGAGGAGUUGGAGGAGGAGGACGAGGCGAUUAAGAAGAAGAAGAAGAAGACGAAGAAGAGGAGGAGGAGGAGGAAAAUGAGACGAUGGAGGACAAGACGAGGCGGCGACGACGACGACGAAGAAGAAGAAGAAAAAGAAGAAGAAGAAGAAGAGGGAAUACAAUAUGAAGGAGAAGAAUAUGACGAAGAAAAAGAAAAGCGCAAAAAAAAAAAAAAAAGAAUAAGAAAAACGGAUGAACGAACUACUUCAAUCAAUCAAUCAAUCAAUCAAUCAAUCAAUCAAUCAAUCAACCAACCAAUC
This is a messenger RNA of Chara braunii, 4070 nucleotides long. The record is from the annotation of a GenBank genome assembly. Lineage: Eukaryota; Viridiplantae; Streptophyta; Charophyceae; Charales; Characeae.